Messenger RNA from Eremomyces bilateralis CBS 781.70, 4160 nucleotides. Its product is annotated as nuclear envelope pore membrane protein. The record is from RefSeq and is a predicted model, not a curated record. Gene Ontology annotation, biological process: protein import into nucleus; nuclear pore organization. Bases 125 to 3970 code for a protein of 1281 amino acids. The transcript is spliced from 3 exons. Gene Ontology annotation, molecular function: structural constituent of nuclear pore. NCBI's taxonomy places the organism in Eukaryota, Fungi, Ascomycota, Dothideomycetes, Eremomycetales, Eremomycetaceae. Gene Ontology annotation, cellular component: nuclear pore transmembrane ring.
UGAUCCGGAGCUUUCAACCGCCAACACUCUAUCUAGAACCAAGAAUUUCCGUUUUGGUGAGCCGUCUGGUUACUUCCCUUGUUUGCUGUCCAUCUAAUUGCGCCGAGUGGCGCUGCAUCAUGCAAUGAACGGCACACCUCGCCUGUCCUCUGCGUUUCCAGGCACACCGCAAACGACACGGAGAAGAGGAUACGGUCAAGAUGGAGGAAACCCACAGUCACGGUCGAGGACAUCACCUCUCCUGAAGCUUCCAGCAGAAGAUGACUCCCAAGAAGAAUACCACCCGGUCAUCUCUCCCGAUCUCAUCGAUCCCGCAACCCAACGUCUCUCGGUGCUCGGCGUCUACAUAGCGCUUUGGAUAUGGCGGCUACACGAUUUCUACAGUCUGUGGAUCGACGAUACCGAGUCAUUUUGGCUGUUCAUGAAAUGGGUGGCCAUUGACUGUGCCUUUCUUUAUGGGUUGUUUGCGCUACAUAUCCCGUGGCUAGAAUGGUCGCCUGCCUUUAGGCUCGUUCUUUUCAUGGGCCAUGCGGUCUUGGAUGGUAUGCUCAUGUUCAAGAUUGGGCUGCCGCUUCAAUCAUGGAUAGUGGCAUUUAUCAAGACGUUUUGGGACAGCGAGCUAGCAAUUUCGGAAAGGCGGGUGAAACCUGGACAUCUAUUGCAUAACGCUUCCUUGAUUCUUGGGAAACAGGUCAUUCAUAUCCUGCCUGAAGGAUCAGCUGCCCUAAAUCCCGAUGGUACACCGCUGUGCAUUGGGACCACCAACCAACCAGUCGAAAUGCCGAUUCUCAUUAACCAGACAACCCCCAUUUUCAUCGAAUUAUUGCGCGCGGACCUGAAUGAAAACGUUGUGGAGAAGAUCGAGAUUAACUCUAAAGAAACGAGGAAACUCAUGAAACAGGCGCUGAAAGCUCACAAGCCGAACUCCAAUGAGCCUAUCGUACUGAAGUAUCCUAUUCGCAAAACUGGGUUGUAUAAGCUGUCCAAGAUCGUAGAUGAGUCCCGACUGGAAGUCCGACCGAGACCAUCGACAGUGUAUGUUGUACAGUGUCCAGAGGGCAGGUUUAAAGAGAGUGGGAAGAACAAGUGCUCGGGAGAACUGUCAAAUUUUGUGCUUGAGAUUGAGGGGACGCCGCCGAUGCGAAUCAAAUACCGAAAGGAAGUCAACGGAAUUCGAGCUCGAGCGACUUUGCAAGGCAUACAGCCUGAUGGGUUUAUAUCACCCCUUUCCAGACACCAAUCUUCUGGAGCCCCCUCAGCAGCAGACGCCCCCGACCUCUCAUAUGCUCAGCCUCACCGGGUCCUGGUUCCCAUCAAUGAAACUUUGGACGCGAGUGGGAACUGGGUCUAUGAGAUUGAGCUUGUUCAAGAUGCUCUAGGCAAUGCUAUCAGCUACAUCGAGGGUCCUGAGGAAUCUUACUCUAGCACCAAAAAGAUGGCGCCUACUCAGACAUUCGAGGUCCACGAUCGCCCACGGGUUUCUCUUGUGGAUUGUACCCCGGACAGGCCGUUGCGAGUUGCUCGUGGGCUGUCCGCCCAAUUGCCACUGGAUUACAGCUCCUCUGGGUCCGUUCUGGACUUCCCAUUGUCAGUGGAGUAUCGAUUUACUCCGGAGGAAGCGCUCCUCCCGAAUGGCGAGCACAGCGACAGGUCACCUCUAACGAAGUCGACGAUCCGCUUUCGCGACCAGAAGCCUUCUGUUGAGAUGCCAGGGUUAUACACGAUCCAGAGUGUUUCGAGCAACUUCUGCGAAGGGGACAUCCACGAACCGUCUUCUUGCACAGUUCUGAAUCCGCCUGAGCCCUCGAUUUCAGUUUCUACUGAGAAUAUCUUCGACAAAUGUGCGGGCAGUCCCAUUGGCCUUCGUGUUUCCGCCGACCUCACUGGAACUCCCCCUUUCCGUGUUCGUGUGCAAAUUCAAAAAGAUGGGGAGAAACAGCCGAGGGCCGUCUACCACGACUUCAGAAAACUAAAGGGGCAGUUUGAGCUCACUCCGCCGGAGGCAGGCAGUUAUACCUACACUAUUACGGGGAUCUCUGACAGUGUCUAUGAAACUCGGCACUUGAGUGACAAAGACCUGGUCAUUCGCCAGACCGUCCGACCUGCUGCUUCUGCACACUUCACCAGCUCGACAACUCAACCGGCUUGUAUCGACGAGUCUGUGCCUCUUCAAGUGAGGCUGCUCGGAGAGGCGCCCUGGGCGCUUGAAUAUGAAUUGGUUCACGCCGGAAAGAGAAAGCGGCAGAAAGUGUCCAAUAUUACAGAUGAAGAAUUUACAAUUGAAACGAGCCGGUUAUCAACUGGCGGAGAGUACACUGUCGCUCUAUCAAGUGUAACGGACAAGAGCGGUUGCAGAGAACUAUUGACUGCAGAGACCAAAAUCAAUGUCCGUCACCAGAGGCCAAAGGCGUCCUUCGGUGUCAUCGAUGCGAAACGGGCCGUCAAGAUUUUGACCGGGAAGAUAGUGCAGCUACCAAUUCGACUGACCGGGCGUCCGCCUUUCAAGGUGGAAUUCACCUGGGUCUCGCCGUCUGAUCCUGGCAACGUUGUUACCGAUACACAACAGUUCGAUAAGCCGAAUGGGAUUCUCUCAGUAAAUAAAGAAGGCACAUACGAACUCGUAGGUAUUACGGAUGUAGAUUGUAAAGGGGUAGUGGAACGUCAGAACGGCGCUGGCCUCUUUACAGUCAGCUCCAUCCCUCGGCCUCAGCUCGAUAUCCCAGCCAGCCAACGAGUGCGUAAGGAUGAGGUUAAGUACGUCAAGACGGAGGUAUGCGAAGGAGACGAGGACUAUCUUGAACUCGUCCUAUCAGGCCAACCUCCGUUCACUGUCAAAUAUACCGAACAUCACGCACCUAUCCGAAGUUCAAGCAAGAAGCUCGGGUACCAAAAACCCCUGCAAGGUCAAAAGUCGCUACGAAAACGCGAACUCAAUCCGGCUACAGAGAGUGCUUCCAUCCGCAUGGACACAUCCGACGCAGGUGUCCUUACAUACACAUUCAGCGAGCUAAGCGAUUCCAAUUACGACCAUGAUCCCAAACGCCACAACCCCGUUACUGUCGAGCAAACCGUCUUCGAGCGUCCUACCGCAUACUUCUCCAAUCCUGGGAAGACGUACAGUUGCUGUGCUACCGAGGGUGAUGGCGACGAGAUCAUUCCCGUGGAGCUGAACGGUGUCCCGCCGUUUUCUAUCGACGUCGAAAUUCGGCAUAGUGGAACCGCACGACCGGAGAUGUUGACGUUCCGCGGUGUUGAAAAGCGUCAACACGAGCUUCGCAUCCCGCACAGCUCGCUGCAGCUCGGUCACUCGAGCCUCAUCAUCCGCAAGGUUCUGGACUCGAGAGGCUGCCAGAGCAAAUCGGAAGUCGGAGUGCCUGCGGAAAGCAGCCGUGUACACAUCUCCAUGCACGAGGCUCCGUCUGUAUCUCCUAUGGAGGCAAAGACGGAUUACUGUGUAGGCGAGCAUCUUGCUUUUGCCCUUUCCGGAAAAGGACCGUUUGAAGUGUUCUACAACUUCAAGAAAGACCGAAAGGCGAAGGUGAGGACCAACGAAUUCCGCCGAGUCGCUGAUGAAGCGGGUCCCUUCACCGUCACUGGCAUCAAGGACUCGUCCUCCAACUGUCGAACCAGCACGCACAUCGCCAAGUUCGUUCGGCCGCUUCCGGCGGUGCGGCUGUCCAAAGGCCGUUACUCCGUCGUGGACAUCCACGAAGGAAGCGAGGCGGAGAUCCUGUUCGAAUUCGAAGGCACCCCGCCGUUCGAGUUCACGUACACUCGCAGCACGAACGCGGAGAAGGGCAGGAAGAGCGUGGUGUUGGAGUCUCGGAUGGCGACUAGCUACGAAUAUGAGAUGAAGAUCAAAGCGAGCGAGGAAGGAACAUACGAAGUGAUCGCCAUUCGAGACAAGUAUUGUGGAUACUCGAAGCACGGUGUUCAGGGGUCGAGAAAUCAAAAGCUUUUGACGGAGUAGCAUGGAGAUGCGUCUGGCCUGGGGGGCGUGGUUUUCUUUCGUCGAUAGAUUGUUGGGCAGCAUUUCGAGGGCGUUGGACUGGUUCUAGAUACCUUGGGUUCAUGCAACGUAUUUCAGGGCCAUCAAAAUCUCUAGUUGUAUACAGGAUAUGAAACAACAGAAUGAGAAAUCGAUUUUAUCGUAAGCCACG